AUGACAAUGAUGGAUCAACCUAUGGCGACAAUAUCGCAAUUGAGGCACAUAGUGAUGAAGAUCCUGUCGGAGCCCGAGAUGGUGGCACAAGGGAAGGCAUUCCGCAUCUCAAAUCACUUGGAGAUGAUUCGGGAUAGCCUUUGGGCCAUCAAUUCCUUCCUCAUGGAUGGUGCUCUUUGCGUGCUCGAGGAGCCUGAUGUGGCAGAGUGGAUGAAGGAUGUGGGUGUGGCCGUUGAAGAUGUGAAUAGCCUAUUGAAGAGGAUCUUGGACUACUGGGAUCCGAAUGAAGAAGAUGAAACAGAAAAGAAGAGGAAGAUGAACAACUUCUUUCAUCCCUUGGUCGACAACAGCAUCCAAUCGAUGAGUAGCCGUCGGUCCAUCUUACUAGAGCUCAAAGAGACAGCCUGCUUGUUGAAUUACCUAGUCAAUAGGGGGGCUGCUUUGGGCCUCUGGGUGGAGAUGAUGGAUUCGAUGGAUCCAACCCAUGAUGACUACUCUACUAUUCUCAGUGACGAGGUGAUGGGAAGAGAUGAAGAUGAAGACCAUAUAAUAGAGCUCCUUCAACAACAACAAUGUGACAAAUAUGGAAACAUACCCUUCUUCAUUGCCAUAAAAGGUGAUAAAUACUAUGGGAAGACAACACUGGCUCGCAAGAUCUACCACCACACUUGGGUGCGCCAACAUUUCCAACAUCGAAUAUGGUUGGAUGCUUCAUCUUUUAGCGAUUUCAAUAGCAACAUGAUCGCCAAAGAAAUUGCAAGAUUAUUGACCGGGAAGCCAUGUGCAAACAUCAAUUGUUGGCCACUUAUCAAUGAACAUCUUCAUGGAGAUAGAUACUUGCUCAUCUUGGAUGACGUUGAUGUAAGUGGUGUUUUGAAAUACAAAUGGGAGCAACUUAAGAUGAAUCUCAUUCAUUAUGGUACACCGGGGAGCAAAGUCAUCCUCGCUGGGUAUACUUUUCACGGAAUUGAAAGAGACUUCAACGUCACGGAAUACAAAAUAAACCAACUGCCCAAUGAUGCAUGGGUAAGAAUAUUAUUAAGGUAUGCAACAUUUGUCUAUCCAAUCGAAAGUAAUAACAAUAUUCAUAAAGAGAAGGUCGCUCCUGUUGCUAUUGAUUUUCUAAUUCCACUUGUUGAGAAAUAUAGCCAAAAUUGUCUAGGAGCAAAGUGUAUGGGCCUCAUGUUUAGUUGGAGAGACAUGACUCAGGGGCAAGAACUAGCUAAUCAGCUAUACAACUUUGAUGAUUUCCCAUACAAGUUUAAUUUAUUGUCAAUUGAGGAGAUACGAAGUUCUCUUUGCAUGUUAUUGUCUGAAGGAUUUUCAUGUGAAAGUUACCAUGAAGAAGAUGUGCUCCAUAUGUUGGUUGCUGAAGGCACUCUAACAAAUACAAGGCUUAAGAGCAAUCUUCGACACAUCUCAACAAAGUUCAAUUUAGAUUUAUGUUUUUUUAAAAUGAAGGUCAGUGAAGAUUCAAGUAUCCCACCGCAAUGCCGCCAUCUGCAUUUACUUAUGGAUUCUAAAAAUAUUUUAAAAUCUAAAAAAGCCAUUGAAAAGGCUGGGAUAGCCAAUAAGCUGAGAAGUUUGGCUUUGCAUAGGGAAGAGAAAAAGGAGCCUAUUAGUCAGAUAGAGACGAAGAGACUUGAAGGUAUGUUUUUAAAUCUCAGGCAUUUAGGUACAUUACAUAUGAGAGCCAUCAUGAUUGAAGACCUCCCUAGUUCAAUUUGCACGUUGCAUUGCUUGAGAUACCUCAACUUUGCAGAGAAUAAGAUAGAAACACUACCGGAAUCUCUCUGUAACCUGAGUAAUUUAUGUGUUCUAAUUUUAUCACUUUGCAAAAAACUUAAGGAGCUUCCAAGACGAAUCCACAAGCUUAGAAAAUUGCAGAUUUUGAAACUGACAUGCUGCCUGAGGAUUCAUAAGUUGCCAGAGUCAAUCACUCAACUCCUGAAUUUAAAAGAAUUAGAUGUUGGAGGUUGUUGUUGGCUUUCGAAAAUGCCUGAUGAUUUGAGCAACAUGAAGAACUUGGCGCAACUUAAGAUGCAUGGAUGUGCAUCAUUGACUAGAAUGCCUAGUGGAAUUAGACAAUUGACAAACUUGGAAGUAUUGUGGGGAUAUGAUGCUAUAGAUGGCCUUGGAAAUGUUAUGUUGUCAGAGUUGCAAGCUCUUACAAAUCUUGAAUCCCUGCAUAUACAACACCUUGAAAGACUAGUAUCAGCAGAAGUAGAAGAAAAGGAUAUUACCCCACCCACUAUUUUACAGGAGAAUCAACAUGUAAAUGAGUUGAUGCUGCAUUGGCAAUGGUGGAAUGACAUGGUUGCUGAAGGAACUUUCAAGCUCACACUCCAGCUAACCCAAGGCUUCUACCGUAACCUAGAAGAGUUGAAGGUCUUGCGGAUCGUUUCGUACAUGAGCAAAAAACUCCCAAGUUGGUUGAUCAAGGACGGAGAUUCUGCUCUGAAUAGAUUGACCACUGUACAUCUAGUUAAUCUCAGGAGAUGUGAGAGACUACCACCGCUUGGACAACUACAUCAGCUUGAGGAGGUUGCAAUAAGUGGCUUUGAUUCAGUGAGAGUAAUAGAUGACGACUUCUACGGGCGGAUGCCCAAAGCUCAGGGAAUUCCAUGUCCAAGAUAUAAUCAUGUUUCGUUGAAACUGUGGUUGAGCAAUGAGCUGCUGAUGCCUACCUCUAAAUUCAAUGAUUGGGAGAGCCUCUGGGGAAUCCGUACGUUGCAAAUAUUUGGGUCUCAAGAACUGAGGAGUCUAUCAGAUAGUUUAAGGAAGAUCCCCAACCUAGAGAAAUUGGCAAUAAUAAAUUGCAACAAAUUGGAGGCUUUGCCAAUUUGGCUCGUAUGGAAAUUAAGUUUGAAGUCCCUGUGCGUCUAUGGUUGUCCGAUGCUGGCAAUCAUUCCAGAGGGAUUGAGAGUCAAGGGCCGACUAACAAAUUUAAUUGUUGAAGCUUGUCCCAAACUGCAGAGCCAGAAAUAUCUUCCAGAUAAAUGGGAUUAUUUUCGCUGA
This is a messenger RNA of Zingiber officinale, 3018 nucleotides long. Its product is annotated as disease resistance protein RGA2-like. The record is from RefSeq and is a predicted model, not a curated record. The transcript is spliced from 3 exons. NCBI's taxonomy places the organism in Eukaryota, Viridiplantae, Streptophyta, Magnoliopsida, Zingiberales, Zingiberaceae. The coding region runs from base 1 to 3018 and encodes 1005 amino acids. Gene Ontology annotation, molecular function: ADP binding.